UAUUAAUUCAAAACAGAUUCAGCGGCAGUUUCAAAAUGGCCUCCUCUCCUUCCAAUGAUAUACUCCGGCUACACAGCGGUGCUCCUCUCCUUAACAAAGUCUCUGUAUUGAUCCUUGGAGAAUAUGGCAUCAACAAAAAGAAACUUGCUGAAAGCCUGGUCUCUAUGUCAGAUAAGUUUCCUCUUUUGGUUCGACUGACCAGUAAUUUGCCACUAGAACCCACGGAUCCACCUCGACCAAGGAUUGAUUUCAUUUGUUUUGUUAUUGAUGUUACAAGAAAGGAAAGCUUGAACUGUUUACAAGAAGCUGUGAAGUUAAUUGAUGCUGAAUACUUUCUUGGAAAAGCAUGUUUGAUUGUUCAUCAACCAGAUAAUCAUCCGAAGCUGUCUACCAUUGAAAUUGAAUCCAUUAAAGAUAUUGCAAAGAUGUAUAACUUAAUAAUAAUUUAUGGAAAUAUCGAGACCAGAGCUAAUCAUGUCUCCUGUCAAAUUCUUCGAAUUGUAGAAAUAUCUGCAGGAUUCAAAAGUAAUCUCCAAAGUAUAUUUUUAUUGGCACUGACUUAAUAUUUUGUAUAUACGAUAUUAUUUAAAAGGAAAUAUUUCUGAAUCAACAUUUUGGACUUUCAAUUGUAAAUAGGAUAAAAAAAUCUGUAUAUAAGUAUAAUAUAU
Molecule: messenger RNA, 668 nt
Organism: Octopus sinensis (East Asian common octopus)
Lineage: Eukaryota; Metazoa; Mollusca; Cephalopoda; Octopoda; Octopodidae
Product: centromere protein M-like
Exons: 6
Coding region: 36-563 (175 amino acids)
Source: RefSeq, a predicted model, not a curated record